AGAAAUUAGAUAGAUCAUGUCCAUCAAGAGAAUCGAUUAUUCACUUUACCUUGUUACUGAUCGUUCGCUUGUACCUGAAGGAAAGACAUUUUUAGGGCAAAUUGAACGAGCACUCGAAGGUGGUGUGACGUUAGUUCAAUUACGAGAAAAGGACACAGAUACAGGACCGUUCAUUGAUUUUGCCUUUAAAGUGAAAGCAUUAACACGAAAAUUUGGAGUUCCACUCAUCAUUAACGAUCGACUUGAUGUUGCUCAAGCAGUGGAUGCUGAAGGUGUUCAUAUUGGACAAGACGAUAUGCCUCUAAAACAAGCUCGUGCCAUCUUGGGUCCAAACAAGAUCAUUGGUGUUUCCUGCAACACGGAAGAAGAAGCUGCCAUUGCCAUUCGUGAUGGUGCUGAUUACCUUGGUAUCGGUGCUGUUUGGUUUACUUCUACCAAAAAGAAUAUUAAAAAGCCUUUGGGUAUUGAGGGCGUGAAAAGAAUUCUUAAAUCCAUAGAAAAUAACCCAGUUCCUACCGUGGCUAUUGGUGGUAUUAGUGCCAGUAAUGCUUAUGAACUUUUGGUAGGAACAGAGACUGGUAAAAUUCAUAUUGAUGGUCUUGCUAUUGUAUCUGCAAUUAUGGCUGCUGAAGAUCCUAAAAUUGCAUGCGAAGAGUUAUUGAGUUUAAUUGAAAAAGGGUUUGAAAAGAUAGGUGUGAAAGCGAAGAGGACGGUGGAGGAAGCUCUUGAUUAUACAGUUCAAGCUGCAAAAAAUGUGAAAUCUAAAACACCUAUGAUUCAUCAUAUCACAAAUUAUGUGGUGAUCAAUGAUAAUGCUAAUGCUACUCUCGCUGUGGGUGCAUCACCUAUCAUGUCAACCAGUCGUGAUGAAUUCGAGGAUCUUGCAGUCAUAAAUGGGGCCAUGUUGUUGAAUAUGGGUACAUUGAAUGAUGUAAAUAGUAUGAUUUUGGCAGCACAAAUGAAUGCAAGAUAUAAAAACCCAGUAGUAUUAGAUCCUGUUGGUUGUGGAGCAACUGGUUAUCGAAAAGAAGUAGUACAAAGGUUUUUAAAGGAAUGUAAUUUAACUGUAUUAAAGGGAAACGCAGGUGAGAUUCUAUCCAUAGCAGGACUUGGAGGGGAGUCAAGAGGGGUAGAUUCGAUAGGAACUAGUGAAGAAGAAGUCAUGGUGAAUGCAGUCAAGACACUUGCUAGACAGAAUAACUGUGUGGUUGGCUUAACAGGUCCGGUUGAUUAUAUUUCGGAUGGUCAACGUGUCUUUGCUAUUGAGAAUGGUGAUACAUUAUUGCCUUUGAUUACUGGUAGUGGAUGUAUGGUAUCUUCUGUCGUUGCUUGUUUUGUUGCUGCUAAUCGAGAUGAUUACUUGUUGGCUACUGUAGCUGCGAUAUUAACCGUUACAGUUGCAUCUGAAAUGGCAGCUGCUCGUGAAUAUGUCAAUGGUCCUGGUACCUUCCGUGCUGCUUUAAUUGAUGAGUUGUACAAUAUCACAAACUCACCUGAAAAGCUUAAAGAAUAUGCAAAAAUUCGAGUCAUUGAAUAAUGAUUUAUAGUAUAUAUAAUAAUAAUAAUAAUAAUAGCAUAUAUGUGUGUAUAUCAUUAAAUAUAAUAAUCGACACUAUUAGGAUACU
Molecule: messenger RNA, 1625 nt
Organism: Cokeromyces recurvatus
Lineage: Eukaryota; Fungi; Mucoromycota; Mucoromycetes; Mucorales; Mucoraceae
Product: Hydroxyethylthiazole kinase family-domain-containing protein
Exons: 3
Coding region: 17-1537 (506 amino acids)
Biological process (GO): thiamine biosynthetic process
Cellular component (GO): cytoplasm
Molecular function (GO): hydroxyethylthiazole kinase activity; ATP binding; thiamine-phosphate diphosphorylase activity
Source: RefSeq, a predicted model, not a curated record